AUGAUGGCUUCCCUCGCUACUCUCCCCAACACGACCACAAGCACGCCGGUCGGCCGGAAGCGAAGUCGCAAGAGCGCGACGCCCAGAGAGGUCCCAACAAACGGUUUGCAAACGAAUACGUUUCCAACCGACCAGCCGGUGCUUCGACAUGACCCGGCCAGACCCGGCCCUACGGACUCGGCCGAGCCCGAAGAGGAGAAGUGGGCCAUCCACCUGUUGCUCCUCCUGAAGGCUACGGACUCGGCGCGCGUGAUGAGCGACGACGAUGACAACGACAACGACAGCGAACUCGAGAGCGCCGACAGCAACGACCAGAGCGAGUCGGAGGUCGAGGAGUACUCUCGCAUGCGAUCCAGCAUGGCGGUCGACGGCGACGAAGAGGCCGACGACGAGGAGGUCAGCGACGUCGACGUCGCUGCCCGCUCCCCGGCCAACAUCAAGAACGAAAGCGAAGCUGCUAAGAGCGAAAGCGAAAGCGAAGAUAGCAAUUCGAUGAUGGAUGAAGAGGAGGACGGCGACAACGACGAAGACGAAGACGUCGAUCAGCCCGAGGAAGAAGAUUUCUCCGAGGGUGACGAAUAUGUCGAUCCAUCGUCCUCCACACGCCGGAGCCGGAGCCACGCCACCCGGCGGCAGUCGUCGACGCCUUCGCCGCCGGCCUCAACCCCGAUGACGCCUCAUCACCGCGUCACCGCGCCCGCCACCGCCUCCGCCUCAGUCUACCCUGGCCAGCCCGAGCCCUACAACUCGCCGAGCUCGUUCGGAGUUGUGCCCGUGUCCACCAUCGCCGCACACUCACCGCUUUCAUCAUCGACCGCCUCUGCGGCGUCGGCAUCGAGCAAGAAGACGCGCAAGCCCAAGUACAGCGCGGCGCUGGAGGCGCGGUGGGAGGAGAAGUUCGAGUGGCUGUUGACCUACAAGCGGGUCAAGGGCAACUGCCGCGUGGCCGAGGGCAACAAGGAGUACCCAGGCCUGGGCAAGUGGCUCAGCAACCAGAAGACCCUGUGCAAGAAGGGCAAGCUCAAGGCCGAGAGGCGCCAGAAGCUCAUCGACGUCGGCGCCAUUGCCGACGCGGCGCUCAGGUCUGGAUCGUCGUCAUCGGCGGCGGCCAGGGCCGGCGCCAUGUCCAUGAUGACGUCAUCAUCGCCGCCUUCGUCGCCUUCGAGUUCGGCCUCGGCCGCGGCCUCGCCGCGCCUGGGCAUGGGGGCCGAUCACCCGGGCGUCGAGGGUAGCGACGACGACGCGCAGGGCCCGCUUACCAAGCGCCGCAGGAAGGGCCACGAGUUGGUGGUCAACAUCGAACGCAUCCCAUCCAUGUCGUCCGACCAGGAGAUCGACAGCGCGGUCUCGUCGCCCUCGACAACGCCCGUCACAGCCGGCGGGCUCUUCUCGGCCUCGUCGCCAUUCCGCACCUUCCAGGGCAAGCCCAUCCUGCCGUCCCUCUCCUUCCCGCACCCAAUGGCCCCUGGCGGACUCCACCCCUACCUGCCGCCCCAGCAGCAGCCGACGCCACAACAGCAACAGUGCGCUGGCAACGGCUCGUUCCUGUCUUUCGCGCUGACGGCGAUGCCGCCUACGGUGCUGUUCCCGUCCUACUCCAUCCUGGGAGCCGGCGCUGCCACGGCGAGCUCCGGACCCACCGCCGCGCCUUCUCUUUCGCUUCACUAG
This is a messenger RNA of Acanthamoeba castellanii str. Neff, 1668 nucleotides long. RefSeq names its product helicase associated domain containing protein. Lineage: Eukaryota; Discosea; Longamoebia; Acanthamoebidae. Bases 1 to 1668 code for a protein of 555 amino acids. The transcript is spliced from 2 exons. The record is from RefSeq and is a predicted model, not a curated record.